This is a messenger RNA of Umbelopsis ramanniana AG, 1608 nucleotides long. RefSeq lists its product as uncharacterized. The transcript has a single exon. The coding region runs from base 46 to 1530 and encodes 494 amino acids. The record is from RefSeq and is a predicted model, not a curated record. Lineage: Eukaryota; Fungi; Mucoromycota; Umbelopsidomycetes; Umbelopsidales; Umbelopsidaceae.
CUCUGCUUUGUCUUUUGGUGUUCUCUCUGUUUUACUUAUGUCUUCAUGAUGCUCAGUAUCACUCGACAUAAAAUCAAGCUGCGGUCUGAAGACCGGUCUCCACCACCAUUUUUGAAGAAAACUGACGAAAGAAGCAACUUAAAUGAUACGCUGGAUUCUGCCUUUUCUUCUGUUUUCCGGACGUCUCUUAUUUUAAAUCAAGUCGAUUCCAGACUUCAAGCUUUGAACUUAGAGCAUUUAGAUCAUCCACCAAAUCAGCUUGCAUCAACCGAACUGAAAAAUGUGGACAUUAAACACAAGAACUUGACAGUCAGAAAACCAAUCUCAUCAACUGGACGCUCUUCAGUAGCUUAUUGGCUGACCGGUCUCAAAACAGACAGUAACCUAAUACCAUCAGAGAACGCUUGCCAGAGUAGCGACAAUUUGCUAGAUGACAUCUUAACAAGCUAUGAGGACAGUAUUGAGUCAACUGAAUAUGAUUACUCAAUACUUCCAGAAACGCCAGUCUCAAUGCGAUCAAGCUAUUUCAAACUACCUUCCAAUCAUUCUAGCACGAGCACUGAUAACGAGCCGGGCAAUUAUCUUAGUGUACAGACAACUCAGGACCUCUCCAGCAAACGCUCUUCAUCUCAUAGUUUAUCUGCCGGCAGAGACAAUAAGAAACAGGACGAAAAAAACGAGUAUAGAACACAGACUUCGACAGGUACGGAGUCAAACAAAAGUCGUUUAUCGAUUAAAGGUCGUGUGCGAAGUUUAAGCAUACUGAGCAGUAGAAUAAGCAAGUCAAGUAUUGAAACAUCGUCCACCAACGCGUCUAGUCCAGCCAACGAUUUUCAAUGUAACAGCAAUACAGCCGAUGAACAACGAAGAUCAUGUAACUCUGUGGCUGUCAAGGAGACCUUUCUGCAGCGGCUGGUUUCGCAUCACGCUAAUGAUUCCUCUUCGACCGCUCGAGAGACCGGAAAUACUGUAAAUACAGGAGAUAUUUUUUGUCAAGACAUUCCAACCUUGUGCCUACCCAUUCCAUAUUCUCUUCCAAAGCAAUGUGAGAUUGAAGAAAAGGAAAUGUUCCACCAUCAGACAGACAAUAAAGGCAUUGAAGAAAUGCAAAAGAUGAACACGGUCACACACCAAGAGUAUGACUUUGAAGAUGAGCAAUGCAGAUCUGGCGGCGAAGACGAAGUGAAUCAAAGGUAUCAAUUUCAAGCUGUCUCACCACAGACGUUUCUCUCUGGUUCCUGGACAGCAAGUAACGUUUUCGAAUACUACUUUGAUUCGAAUACAAGUCAAUACGACACCCAUCAUGGCAUACGUUACGAUGGGUCACAAAUGGAUUCUAGCAAGGUAUCGCGAAUCGAGGGUCGACGAAAUACCUGGAAUCGAAGCCAGACCAACACCAGUAAGGAGGAUAGACUCGAUCUUCCAGACACCUGCUACCAACUCACUCAUUCAAUUAAUACAGAAGACGACACUUAUCCUUCUGAUAUCCUGUACGCCUACUUUAGAAUUGACGGUUUACCGUUAAAUUAGGAUGUUCAUCUAAUAAAGCAUUUACUGUGUCAAAUAUGAUGAAUGAAUAAAAAUCGCCCAAAAGCAUUACUAAACGUU